Lasiodiplodia theobromae is the source of this 879-nucleotide messenger RNA. Its product is annotated as Dimeric alpha-beta barrel. Bases 1 to 879 code for a protein of 292 amino acids. NCBI's taxonomy places the organism in Eukaryota, Fungi, Ascomycota, Dothideomycetes, Botryosphaeriales, Botryosphaeriaceae. Gene Ontology annotation, molecular function: oxidoreductase activity. The record is from RefSeq and is a predicted model, not a curated record. The transcript is spliced from 3 exons.
AUGGCAUCUCAAGAUACCACCACCAGCCGAUACCCUCUCAUCAAGCAAAUAGCUGCCACCCGUCGCAAGCCGGACAUGACACACAAAGAGUUCCUCGACUAUCAUUACCAGGUCCACGGGUCCAUUGCUGAUGCUCCUGAAGAUCCAAAUCUCAAACCUUACAAAUACAUCCAGUCUCACGUCUUCGACAGCGCUUUUGGAGCCCGUAAGCCACCGACCGGCGGCAAAGCCCCGCCGAACGCCAACCACCCCUGGGUUGGCCGCGACGAUGCGACGGAGCUCUGGUUCAAGGACCUCGACCACAUGCUGCACAACUUCGGCUCCGAGCACGUGCGUACGACCGUCGGACCAGAUGCCCUGCACUUCGCCGACCUCGGGGCUAGCAUCAACCUCAUGGCUUUCGAGAAGCCGCUUCCUCUGACGACGGACUUGGGCGAGGGCGCUGUGAAGGUGGAUGAGGCGGCGGGAAGGCAUGCCACGACGGCUUUGUAUUUUGUGGCGCUGCCGGGAGGUGAAAGAGAUGGUGCGCAGGCGGAAAAGAUCAUCACGCCACUACUGAGGGAGGCAUUGGAGGCGGAGACGAGACAGGAAGUGUGGAAAUGGGUGGUUAAUGUAGGGUUGACGAUCCCAGAGUUCGACCCGUCGUCGUACUUUGGCGGUGCGGAUUUGCCCAAGUAUGCAUUGGUGUACAAGAUCUAUUUGAAGGACCCAACUGCCAUUGGGGCUUUCCGCAAGGCACAGAAGGUGUUUGAGAAGCAGGAAAAGAUUGAUGUGGGGAAUUCGUUCGUGUUGUUCACCAAAGAGGUGUUGGUUGCUAGUGUGGCUGAUGGCUUCAGCUUUGACAAAACCCAUCAGCCCGUUUUCAAUGACAUAUCAUAA